Haliotis rufescens (red abalone) is the source of this 7555-nucleotide messenger RNA. RefSeq lists its product as uncharacterized. Gene Ontology annotation, molecular function: chitin binding. NCBI's taxonomy places the organism in Eukaryota, Metazoa, Mollusca, Gastropoda, Lepetellida, Haliotidae. Gene Ontology annotation, cellular component: extracellular region. The transcript is spliced from 26 exons. Bases 255 to 6053 code for a protein of 1932 amino acids. The record is from RefSeq and is a predicted model, not a curated record.
UCUUCGUUUUACGUUGUAGAAAACUGUUGAACAUGUUUGUUGUGUCUAGGCUUCAUUAAGGUUUCCAGGCACGUUGCAAAUACGUCUUCACUCUUACAGCAUGACAUCCGGCUGUCGGCCGUCUAUUUUAGAAGGAAGCACGUUUUACAAGGACAUUUUCUAUAUUUACAAACGGGGAGGUAGACAAGUUAUAUGUGUGAGCUCAUUUCCAUCAACUCUAGUGGUGUAGAAUAGGAAUAAUAUUGCAAACAAGAAUGAAGUCCCUACUAGUAUCAACGCUACUGCUCUGCUGCAUCACCGAGGUCAACACGUUAGCGAGAGGCAUCUAUCCCCGAUAUAACUUCCUCUGUGGGGGCACCGGUAUUAAGGCUGUAGACUUUGACUGCACAGGCUUUUUGCAAUGUAUUGACACAACAGCCUACUGGCAAACGUGUCCACCCAACCAGUUCUUUGAUGGAGCUGUCAGCUGUUCUGGAGAUAACAGGAACUGUAAAAAUUUAAGAGAUGUGGCCAACGCAACCUGCCCCUUCCACUCCACUCUGACGUUCCCUCACCCAGAGAGUUGUGCCAUGUUCUAUAACUGUAACAGGACCAUCCCUAUUGAUGGGCUGCUGCAGUAUGAAGAUGAGUGUCCCUUCCCCCAGCUUUAUGACAGCGACACCAAAACGUGCAUCGACCCCAACAUCAACCCCAACGUCACCUGCCAAGCCCCAACACCGCUCGACCAGUGUUCCUACCACCUGGAGUGUGGUCGCCCUGUGUGUACCGGUCUUCCUGACGGAGAACAUGGCUACUCCACUCAGCCCUUUGAUGUUGAGUACGUUGUCUGUAAGGGUGGUUUGGUCGAGACGGUCAAGCAGUGUAAAGGUCGAGGGGAGGUAUUUGAUCCUAUAGCCCGGCUGUGCACCAUCAACUAUAAACCAUCUAUAGCUACCUAUUGCCAACGCAACUCGACGGCGAUAACAACGUUCGCGUCCCCGGAGUCGUGUUCCUUGUUCUACAACUGCAGCAACAUCGCCGCCCGCCCCAACUCUACCCUGGAGGAGUACCAGGACGAGUGCCCCUACCUGUUCCUGUUCGACCCCGUGGCCCGUAUGUGCAAGUUCUACCCCGGCGUCAUGUGCGGCCUCAGAUCCGAACCCAAGGCGCCAUGCGACUAUGUAAUUGGCCACUGCAUUGGCCGAGAGAAGUGCAUCCCGUGUGAGGCGAGCUGUGUGGGUCUCACCGAUGGCCCCAACAUCUACGCCGGCAAGGCGCUGACCUCCGAGUACCUGGACUGCCACAAGGAACGCACCCGCAACAUGAAGGUUUGCCUGGGCGGCAAGAUCUUUGACCCGAUGGUAGAAGAAUGUGGGUCAGAAAUUAGCACAGCGACCCUGGAGCUGUUCUGUGCCAAGAACCCGGCCAUGAUAAUCCCCCACCCCGGGGAAUGCGCUCAGUUCUACGACUGUCAGAAAGUGAUGGCUUCAGGGAACCUCAACAAGUUUGUGCGCGAGUGCCUGUUCCCGCAAGUGUUCGACCCGACAGACAACACCUGCAAAGACAGACAGAGGGUCACAUGUGACUACCGGCGUCAACCAGCCUCAAUGUGCGACUACCUCCAACACCAGUGUGUGGGACAGAGCUGCGCUCCCUGUGUCGACACGCUACCUUCAUGUGCAGGGAAGACUGACGGCAGAUGGCCCUUGGUGGGCGAGGAAAUGACGGCCUUCUUCGUGGUGUGUACAGGAGGGGUCUUCACCACCAUAGGACAAUGUCCUAACGGGGAACUGUUUGAUCUGUUGGCAAAGACCUGCACUCCUACUGUAAACAUUGCUUCCUUGGAGACUUUCUGCACCUUGCACCCUGACUCGGCACUGGCCAACCCCCAACACUGUGGCCAGUACUACAAGUGUUCCCCCGCCGGCAGCCCCCCUACCGCCAUGUCCGAGUGCGUCUACCCACAGGAGUUCUCUAUCAGCGGGAAGGUGUGCCGGCCAUACACGGACGUGGACUGUGCCGAGAGGGUGGAGAAAGUGAGGGGAUGCGACUACACCGGGAUCAACACCUGCAAAGUCGCAGACAUAACCUGCACGUGCCCUUUUCCGUCAUGCUUUGGUCAACCUAAUGGCGCAACUUCUGGUUACCCUGGCGACAACACCAUGUACUACACAUGUCGAGACAACCGCACCAUCGUCACGGCGUGUACACCCGGUUUCUUUGACCCCACUAUGCUAGGAUGUAGCGGCGUUACAACGACACCUGCAGCAACCACAACGAUGUCACCAGGAAUUACAACACCACGUGGCCCUGUACCUCCAACAUCUCCUCGUGAUAAUGUGGACACUCUGACGAAGGCCCAGGCUGUCUGCCGGACCAGCCCCACUGCCAUCAUUCCCCACUCCAGGAACUGUCACUGGUUCUACAACUGCUCCAACCUUGUGGGAGAGUCAGAGUGCAUCUACCCCUUCCUGUUCGACAUCACCAGUGAGAUGUGUGUUGAGUACAGUCUCGCGGACUGCGGACUCAGGAAGGAGCCCAAGCAGAUGUGUGAAUAUGAGCAGUUCCUGAGCAAGUUCCCCUCAUGCGCAAAUGCCAUCAUCUGCAGCGAAUGUGAGCGGUACUACCCGUCCUGUGCGGGCCGCCAGAACAACUACCAGAGCGGCAUCAGCACAGACAGAACCAGGUUCUAUGAGUGUCGUGACGAGAGGACGUCCUUUUACUCGUGUCCGUCCGGUCAGGAAUAUGACGGCGCCAUGUGUUCGGCCACGCCUGCCGCGAUUGUAGGAGCGUCUAAUGAUGCUGAGGCCAAGACACUGUGUGCCCAGGACCCGUCUCGUCCCAUUCCCCACAACAACCACUGCGCCAAGUACUUCGAGUGCAAGCCGGUCGGGAUGGCCAUCGAGCGGGAGUGCGUCUACCCGCAGCUGUUUGACACGGCGACCAGGAGGUGUGUCACCGCCACACGCUGUGGUUCCAGGACGGAGUUCAAGACACCAUGUUCCUACGACUCUGUGCUGCGCAGAUACAGCCGGGUAUGCACAAAGGGCCAGCUGUGUCCCCAGUGUGAGGCGGACUACCCGUCAUGUGUGGGGCGUCCCGACAACUUCAAGGGCCCCAUCCAGACAGACGAGGUGAUGUUCUACAUCUGUAACAACGAGCGCACCACCAUCGACACCUGCAUCGUCAUCGGCUCCAUCUUCAUGCCUGCCAAGCAAGAGUGUAUGAUCCCACCAACAGACCCACUGCCCAUAGUGGACCCUACACGGAUUGCGGUGGAGUGCACCCAGCAGCCUACGGGCGUGUUCCUGGUGGAAAACUCGUGUGCUCGGUACUAUAACUGUUCGUUGCCGACCAGCAAGUUUGGAGCGUUCGUAGCGGAGUGUGACUACCCCAUGCUGUUUGACUCCUUCCUGGGGAGAUGCGUGGAAUAUAUUGUGGCCAAGUGCUCCCCUAGACCAGUCGAAAAAGAACCUUGCGAGUACCUGAGCAUCAGGCGGCAGUACUGCACCACUGAUGGAUCAUGUCGCGCCUGUGACGUCGCCAACCCCUCCUGCAAGGGCAAGCCUGACAACUUCGUCGCUGCACUUCAGAUCAACAACUACGCCUUCUACACCUGCCUCGACUCCCGCACAGUCGCCGCGACCUGCAACGUGGGUCAGAUCUUCAACUCUACCACGUCGGUGUGCGAGGCACUGCCCACAACCACAACACCUGCUACCACCUCAACUACAACGACCACAACCACUACAACCACAACUACUACCACCAUCCCCACGACCACCGUCACCACUACCUCCGCUCCCCGCUUUCAAACAGUGUCAGCGCAAGAUAUUGGCAGGUACUGUGCCUUCAACCCAACACGCCAGGCCUUCCACCCAGACAGCUGUGCUAUGUUCUGGAACUGUUCCAAUCCCAACCCCAAGUACGGAAUCCAGUACCUCUUUGAGUGCACCUACCCCAUGCACUUUGACGGCAAGACUGGAGCAUGUGUUGACUUCCCACUCGCGGAGUGUGGAGCCAGAAGGAAGGUCAUGGCACCAUGCGAGUACAUCCAGUUCACUGUGAUGCUGUGUCAAGACAUAAAGUCAUGUCGGGCGUGUGACGAAACCCAGCUGUCAUGCCGCGGUAAGGCGGACGGAUACAAGGACGCCAUGUUGGAGGACCAGUCGAGCUACUUCCAGUGCCAGGAUCAGAGGACCACCAUCAUGUCCUGCCCGGGGACCCAGCAGUUCGACCCCAUCACAGCCGACUGCAAGAUUCCAGGGGCACCAACCAUCCCUGUCAUGACAACAUCGACGGAGGCGGAAGGCCCGUGCCUCAGCAGCCCCACAGCCAAGUUCCCACACGCCGAGAACUGCCACCAGUACUUUGACUGUGCCGUGCAGAACGGGCCGUUUGGCCGCUUCCUGACCGAGUGUCCCUACCCGGAUCUGUUUGACCCUACAUCAGCCUCCUGCAAAGACCACUCCCUGGUAGCCUGUGGGCGAAGAUACGAGCCGAGACUCAGAUGUGAAUACUGGGCCAUCCUUACCAAAUACUGCAGAAUUGUUGGCACCAACUGCCGGGAUUGUGCCAAUAGCAACCCAUCCUGUGUGGCUCAGACGGACGGCCUUACUGGCCCACUCCCUGGGAGUCGAACUCAGUACUACAACUGCUCCAAGGACCGAACACUCGUCAGUGAUUGUCCCCUUACCUACGAGUUCAAUACCGCGACUAGACGCUGCCAAUCACUCAUAUACAUGUCCUCCUCCGCCGAGGCGGAAACCUACUGCAGUUCCAUCCCUACGGGUGUGUACCCCAGCUCUAUCAGCUGUGCCCAAUAUUUCAACUGUUCCAAGGCUGCCAGCAGGUUCGGCCGCUACAGAGUAGAGUGCCCUUACCCCCAGCUGUUUGACGUGGAAUCUAGAACAUGCAAAGACCACGUGCAGGUCACCUGUGGUAGCAGUCCAGAGGUCAAGGACGCAUGCGAGUACAUUGUCAACUCCCAGAUAUACACUGGGAUCCCCUGCACCAAGCCGUCAUGUGCCGGCAAGAUUGAUGGUCUACACUACUACCCUGGUCGGGAGCUGGGCGAGGAGUUCAUCCAGUGUCGCAACGAGAGGCUGGUGGUGGUCACGAACUGCGGCCUCAACCAGUACUUCGACCCGGUCAACAAAAACUGCAGGACAGCUCUCACCCAGAGCGCUGUAAACUUCUUCUGCCAGACGUACCCCGGCAAACGUGCCCAAAACCCCAUCAACUGUGCCCAGUACAUCAACUGUGCCUCAAGCCAACCACAGAUCAUCGAGUGUGGCUACCCCAGACUCUUUAAUGGCUCCGUGUGUAUCGACCCCGAGUUCGUCAAGUGCGGGAAGCGGUACGAGCCCGUGGCACCAUGUGAUUACGAACAGAAUAAGCACUGUCCCAAGAGUCAGGUGAACUGCUUGCCCUGCGAAAAGAGAAUACCAUCAUGCGUCGGUCUGCAGGACGGGAACCAGUCCUACCCUGGACUACCGCCUUCAACGCUCUUCGUCAAGUGCAGGAACAACCGGACAGAGUCCGUCAUCAGAUGCAAGAGUGACCUCUUUAACCCCCACACAGGGGCGUGUGGAGGGACGAUUAGUCAGUAUCGCAUCGAAGACGCCUGCCGGAAAUUCCCCACGGCCAUAUUUGCGGAUCCUGACAACUGUGCCCGCUACAUCGACUGCUCCAAGCCCUACAAGUAUAUCCUCAACACCCUGUACAAGCAGGAGUGCAAGUACCCGGAACUCUUCUCUGUCGAGACAAAUACGUGCGUCAACAUCUUCAAAGACAUUUCAACAUCAGUCGAUUGUGGAAAUCGAACGGAACCCCUGAAUGCUUGCGACUAUCACGAGCAUUGUGGGAUAAACAACUACCCCUACUGUACUAACUGUACGAACACAAUACCCAGCUGUGUGGGCCAGCCCGACCAACAGUACCUCAACUUCCCCGUGGGCAACGUCACCAGCCCCCGCUACUUCCUCUGCUACAGACACCGGACUGUCGUGUACGGAAACUGUUCCGAUAAGGAGAGAUUUGAUAUAAGGCUGAUGACAUGCGUACCACUGUAGUUGGCAUGGGAGGAGGCAAGCGACCACUUAAUAGUAAAGUAAAGAUGCUAGGUCGAACUAAUACUGGCUGUGGAAAGUAGAUAGAUUUGGUUAUCGUCUCCAGAUGUGGUUGGUGUGUUUGUAAAGAUACCAAGGGCGCAGUAUGGCUUGUAAGCACUACUGCAUGCAUCUGCCAACCAUCUGUGGUGAGUAUAGUUUGUGCAGACAUUACCGUUCCUCCGAGAACAUCUGACAUAUCUUAUGUAUUGUAUACUCUCUAAAAACUAUGGUCUGCAUCGUGUCUGGUCACUGGUGAGGUCAUGUAUGAGAACUAAUGACCACUUGACCAGUACAUGUCCUCAUUUUGACUUGUAUGCACCUAUGCUGCAGGAGACGUAACCUAUCUGUAUAAGCUUGUUAAAUUGGAUAUGUGUAUGUUAAUUUAUAUUUCUCAUCUAAAAUAUGUCCGUGUGUACCUAUACUUCAUCUUUUGCUGGUAUGUCUUUGAGUUCACAUUUUCUGACUGAAAUUCAACAUUUGUGGAAGUGUCUGUCUGGUCGCAUUUAAUUUCCAAAUUAAUUCAACGAAAUCACAAAUAUAUUUGUUGGAAAUAUGUUAAUGUAUUGAAUGGACCUAGGGUGUUUCUCAGAACCACGAAUACCUUCAAAAUAUACCAAAGUGCCGUUCCCUGCUAAAGGCCCUGCAGAUUUUUUUCUCAACAAAGGGCUUUCCCCUUUUCCCCUACAGUAGAAGCAACAAUUGCAGCGUUGUUUUUGGAAGGAAAGAUACCUCUUCUGUAAAAUUAUGGGACAAUAUCGACACGCAUAUCCAACUGGAUGUUUUACCGGACAAAACCAAACAUUAUUAUCUCGCUGAUUUUAAUGACCAGCACGCUGAUAAGAAACAUUGUAUUACCAUUGUAUUACCACUUGACGAUCUAAAUUAUUCUUAUGUUGUACAUUAUAAUUACAACUUUAAAAUAAUUACCAACUAUUUUCUGCAGAAACCAGUACUAAGUGUACACGCAUUACGAAUGUAAAGUAAAUUUAGUAAUGUCCAUUAUUUUAAAAUUAAACAAAUAUGUGUUUCAAAAUUUCCUUUGAAAUCAUUAUGUAAGUUUUUGUCACGAUCCCGACAUCAACCCAUUCAGCAGUGAUUGUAUAUUGUAUUGACGGUGUCUUGUAUGCUGUAUCAGCCCUUGUUGCAAAUAGCGUACAUAUCUCAUAUCAUAGACUAUUCAAUCAUUGGGGCAUGGGUUUUCGGAAGCCAUUUCUUCCUUCAGUUACGCAUGAUUCAACAUGACUAACGCUCCACACAGACCCCAAUUAUGCACACAUUCGACGAUCACCGAUCGUCAUCUGGUUGACGCCAACGCUUUUGGAAAUAUGAUUUUUAAUUGGUUGUGUCCGAAAACCUGUGAACCAACGAUAUGACUUCUUUAACCGCUGGCCGGGGUUCUCCAAAUAUGGAAUAUAAAUAAAUACAAGUAACAACCUUGUUGUUGUUUAUUCAUACCAAAUACA